This is a messenger RNA of Hymenoscyphus albidus, 770 nucleotides long. Lineage: Eukaryota; Fungi; Ascomycota; Leotiomycetes; Helotiales; Helotiaceae. The record is from the annotation of a GenBank genome assembly.
GAUAACCUUUGCAACUUUCCACGGCCUCAUCCCACGGCAGCGACUCUCGAUUUCGAACCUCAUCGAGACCCAACCAUAUCCGGAGGCAGACUUUCGGAUCGAUCGACAUUCCAUACCGCAAAAAUGGCGGACCGCGAGCAACCCGUAACGUUGCGAACACGCAAAUUCAUCCGCAAUCCUCUCCUCGGCCGAAAGCAGAUGGUCGUGUAAGUGUGCCAUCUCUCAAUUCAUCAAUUCAUCCAUCCAGCACGAGAAAUCCGACCUCCUGCGAUCAGGUCGACCUGUCGACACGCGUACCCAAGCAUCUGCGAGGCACUGAAGGCUAAUGGCGAAAAUAGUGACAUCCUUCACCCAAACCGCGCCAACAUCUCCAAAGAUGAGCUCCGUGAGAAACUCGCCGGAAUGUACAAGGCCAGCAAAGAUCAAGUCAACGUAUUUGGUCUCCAGACACAAUUCGGUGGUGGAAAGACGACUGGUUUCGCUCUGGUCUACGAUUCGCCUGAGGCCUUGAAGAAAUUCGAGCCACACUUCAGACUGGUUCGUGUUGGAUUCGCCUCAAAGAUCGAGAAGCCAAGCAGACAACAACGUACGUUGACAUCUCCCGCGAAGUGCCGCGCAGCAGGUAGUAUGCAAUUGAUGCUAACACAUCCACAGGCAAGCAACGCAAGAACAGACAAAAGACUCUCCGCGGAACAGCCAAGGUCAAGGGUGCCAAGAAGAAGAAGGAUUCAUAGACGGAUCGCCUUCUCUUGUGCUGGCUGGAGAUGGAG